Coprinopsis cinerea okayama7#130 is the source of this 1434-nucleotide messenger RNA. Its product is annotated as helicase-like protein. NCBI's taxonomy places the organism in Eukaryota, Fungi, Basidiomycota, Agaricomycetes, Agaricales, Psathyrellaceae. The record is from RefSeq and is a predicted model, not a curated record. Gene Ontology annotation, biological process: DNA repair; telomere maintenance. The transcript is spliced from 2 exons. Gene Ontology annotation, molecular function: DNA helicase activity. The coding region runs from base 1 to 1434 and encodes 477 amino acids.
AUGGCUGAGUUGACAAACGAGCUUCGAAGGUGGAGUGGUCGAGAAGAGGAGAUGGCGAACAGGGCGGACGAAGAUGUUGGCCGAUUUAAUGCAGAACAACGAGCGUUGUACGAUGCGGUGUUGAGUGCAGUGAUGGAUCAGAGGCCACUGCGCCUGUUUGUUGACGGGAAGGCGGGCACAGGAAAGACGACGGUGGUUCGAGCAUUGUGCAACAGGCUCAGAUCGAUGAGGCGGGUGGUCCUGCCCACAGCAACACCAGCAUUCGCUGCUCAGCUGUACGAAGGUGGUCGAACAACACAUUCUACAUUCAAGGUUCCAGUGAAUGAAUCCAACGAGAUGUUGGUUGCUGGCAUCACCGCUGGCGACUCUCGCUCCGAGUUGAUUGAGAGUGCGGCGAUGAUUGUGUGGGACGAGGCGCCGAUGGCCAACCGAGCAGUUCCAAGCUGUGUGAACGAUGUUCUGUGUGACAUUAUGGCGACGGACGAACCAUUUGGAGGGAAAGUCAUCAUUCUGCUGGGAGACUUCCGUCAAACUUGCCCCGUCAUUCGUCGAGGCUCCCGUGCAGAGGUUGUUGAGGCGUCCAUAAAAUCUUCACCACUGUGGAGAUACUUCACAAUCCAUCGACUGAUCCACCCAAUCCGUAAUGCUGAGGAUCCAGACUUCGCGGCGUUCGUUAACUCAAUUGGCGACGGAGCAGGACCGGACAUACCUUUGCAAAACCUGGCCAUAGCAGCAGACGAAGACCACAUGUGCAAUUUCGUCUUCCCAAACGGUGUUCUAGCCGAUCCCCGCCGAUGUGUACUGCGCGCCAUCCUUGCUCCGACAAAUCGACAGGUAGAUGCGUAUAACGACCGAAUGCUGGAUCGACUUCCUGGGGAUCGCAAGCGUUACUUCGCCGCAGAUAAGAUCAAGGAGUCCGAGGAAGCUGACCUACCUCCACCCGAAGGAAUCCUUGACUAUGUCAUGCGCAACAACCUGCCAGGCAUCCCUCCCCACUCAAUAUCGUUGAAAGUGGGCGCCGUGUGCCGACUCCUCCGCAAUUUCUCAAUUGAUCGAGGAUUGGUGAAGAACAUCCGAGUGGUGGUUACAGGCCUUGGAACGUGUUUGAUAUCAGUACGGGUUCUUAACGACAUGAACAUGGCUGGGGCUGAGGAGGUGUUGAUCCUGAGAAUUACGUUCGAAUACUUCCUCCAUUCAGGGCAUACACUGGCUCGACGACAAUUUCCUUUCGCGCCCACCUACGCUACAACGUUCAAUAGCUGUCAGGGCCUAACUUUAGAUCGCGUAGGAGUUGACCUCACCUGUCCAGUUUUCUCCCAUGGGCAGUUAUACACUGCAAUGUCGCAUAUCCGGAAUCGCACACAUGCUGUUUUCCGGUUACCUGCAGGUGCUACUUCGACGACAAAUGUAACCUAUCACGAGAUAUUAGCGUAA